Molecule: messenger RNA, 1527 nt
Organism: Gadus macrocephalus (Pacific cod)
Lineage: Eukaryota; Metazoa; Chordata; Actinopteri; Gadiformes; Gadidae
Product: ubiquitin-conjugating enzyme E2 E2
Exons: 6
Coding region: 170-781 (203 amino acids)
Biological process (GO): protein polyubiquitination
Cellular component (GO): nucleus
Molecular function (GO): ubiquitin conjugating enzyme activity
Source: RefSeq, a predicted model, not a curated record
GCGCGUGGAGGCGGUCCGGCGCUGUUUUCUGUAAUCGCUUUUCUGUCGCUACCUCCAGUUAAAUAGCAAGGACACGAGAGCGAGCACACGGCCGUGGAAGGAUAUCUACUUUUUUACCUGGGAUUAUAACUCGGAUUGCCGCAUCGACGGCCAUCUUCAAGGGCCCAAGAUGUCCAGUGAAGCCCAGAGACCUGACGACAGCCCCAGCACCAGCGGGGGCAGCUCUGACCUGGAGGGGAACCAGAGGGAGUCGCUCCCGGUGGAGCAGGAGCGUGAACAGGCCCAGCCCAAGAAGAAGGAGACCAAGAUCUCCAGCAAGACCGCCGCCAAACUGUCCACCAGUGCCAAGAGGAUUCAGAAGGAGCUUGCGGAGAUCACACUCGACCCCCCGCCAAACUGCAGCGCCGGGCCCAAGGGAGACAAUAUCUAUGAGUGGCGCUCCACCAUCCUGGGCCCCCCCGGCUCAGUGUACGAGGGAGGGGUCUUCUUCUUGGACAUCGCCUUCACGCCAGACUACCCCUUCAAGCCCCCCAAGGUGACGUUUCGCACGAGGAUCUACCACUGCAACAUCAACAGCCAGGGGGUGAUCUGUCUGGACAUCCUGAAGGACAACUGGAGCCCCGCCCUCACCAUCUCAAAGGUCCUGCUGUCCAUCUGCUCCCUGCUCACAGACUGUAACCCAGCGGACCCUUUGGUGGGGAGCAUCGCCACACAGUACCUGACCAACAGAACGGAACAUGACAGAAUAGCCAAGCAGUGGACCAAGAGAUACGCUACAUAGGCUGCUACACGCUAGCCCCUCGCUCCCUCAAACACCCUUGCCCUCUCUCACUGUACCUCUCUCUACCUCUCUCACUCUCUCCUCUCUCCUCUCUCACUCUCUCUUCCCCGGUCUGUCAAAGCACACCCACUAAGUGCAACGAUGUAUACCUUGCCCUGCCCCUCCUCCCUCCCGAACCUUUCAUCUACCUUUUUUCUGUGUAAAGAACUGUCUUUUGUUCCUUGUUGACUUGAAAGCUUCUUUUUUAUACAAAGAGUAGAUUGGCAUUUUUAUUUUUCAACAUCAGAAUGUUGGAAGUAUUGUAUUAAGAAACAAAAAAAAUACACCUAUCAUUACACGUCGUCCUUCAGCUAUACAUAUGUAUCUGUUUUCUUAGUGGCACCUGGAACAAAACAUACAGAUUAUAUGCUUUUACUACUUUCGUUUUAGUUUUUUCCUGGCGCAUUUAAAGUUUUCAUUUUGUAUUUCUGUCAACAGUAUGUUACCUGCAUGAAUCAGGAGGAAUUGCAUCAAUGGAAGAAAAAAAAAAGUCAAAGCUUUUUCGACUCCCCACUGAUUUUGUUUGUACUGUAUGUAUUUUUUCAAAGGCUUUGGAGGCAGACCACAAAUGUAUAGGUCUGCCCGUGAAAGAGGCAGGACUUGUAUAUUUACUGGCUACCCGCCACCUCUGCAAUUACAGAGUGGUUUGUUGUGCACUUGUAUUACUGAAGCACCCAAUAAAACACAAUGUGGUUGGCUUGUGACAA